This is a messenger RNA of Paramecium primaurelia, 1078 nucleotides long. Lineage: Eukaryota; Ciliophora; Oligohymenophorea; Peniculida; Parameciidae. The record is from the annotation of a GenBank genome assembly.
AUGGAAAUUAAUCUGUAAGUCAUAUCAAUAUAUCUUUUAAUAGAGUAGCAAUUAUUUUAAAUAGAAAAUUAAGAAAUGAAUAAUUUGGAUAAAAAUCAAUGAAGGUAAAGUUGGUUGUGGAAAACCACUUUUUUUAGAUCUUUAUUGCAUGAGAUUCCUGUAUAUAAUGGCCCUUUCAAAAUUGAUGGUCAAGAGGCAAAUAAAAAUAUUUUCUCAGUAGUAUAUGUUGAAUAAGAACCAUUUAUUUUUCCUGAAACUAUAAACACAAUAUUUUGUUCGGUAGAUCAUAUGAUAAAGUCUUAUAUCAAAAGUGUUUUAUGCAUCUUAUAGGAAAUAAAAAUAAGCAAAUGUCUUUUUUUAUAAAAAAUUGGUUCUCCUUAAAUGGUUUUACAUAAUAAUUAUAUAAUUAAAAAUUAAUAAAACAUUCAAAAAAAGCUUUCAAUUCCAUUUACUGACUGUAAUAAUAAGCAGACCUAUAUUUAUUGGAUGAUCUAUUAUCUUCUUUUGAUGCAAAUAUUGCUAAAAGGAUUUUUCAGAUGGCAUUCAAAGAAUUUAUUCUUGAAUAUUAAAUAGAGAGAAAUUCUGAAAAAGAAAGCAAUCGUUAUUUCAGUUACUCGUUAAAUCUAAUAUGCUAUCUAAUGUGAAAAAAGGGUAUUUUAAAUGACAGAGUGUUAAUAACUCAAGGCUAAUAUUAAAAUAUUAAAUCGAGUUUAUAUAUGAUCAAUGAAGGGUUAGUAUAAUAAUUAAAAAACAGUUAGUAAGCAAAAAAAAAUAGGUAGUGAAUUCGACAUUCUUUAAAAAAAAGAUAAUCUAAAAUUUAGUUGCCAAUAACUUAGUUGGAAAUGAAGCUGAUUAACAGUAGUUGAUAACUUUAAGAAUGUAUUUUAGAUAUUAUUAAUAUUGGAAUGUAAUAAUAAUUCUUUUUGUUCUUGAUCUGACUUUCGAAUAAAUUAUUAUAAAAGAAUUUUUUCAAUUUUUCAAGAAUAUCAAUAAGAAAAUGAUUUUGAUACUGCAAAUUAGACAUUAGGAAUGCUUACUUUAGGACUGUUUCUUUGAAAUUUAAUAAAAUAUUCUUUGA